AGGUUGUCAGAUUUCUCUCAUAUAUCUGCCACAAGUGGCUCUCUGUUCUUCAUGGAGGGGGCGUGCUGCUGUUGUAUUCUUCUUCAUAUACAUAUCCUGGGCGCUGGAAGUCGUCUUCUCUUCCCUUCAUCUGAUUAGUAUCCGGUAUACUAGACGCAUAUCAAGAUGACUGCGAAUGCGGGAUUACAGUUGUUUCCUCCCCCGCCAACAAAGAAGAGCCAAGGGAAGUAUAGCACCCGACGUGGGGCCAUUCAGCCAGGACAAGCUGAGGAGGCCUCGUCGAGUCGCCCAAAAACACCCGAUGCACCCAUCGAUGGCCGUCAGUCUGCAAUGAGCAACAAGCACUCUGUUUUCGACAGUCCACAAUCUGCGAUGGGUGGCCGCAAUUCACCGAAUCCCUUUGGAUCAGAGAUCCCAAGGUCCCAAACAGCGUUCUCAGAAGCCCCGACUCUUGUCAGGAGCCACAGCAAUUCUUCACGCAGCUCCAUUGCGAAGCCACCGCUCCAGAACAAUGCGGCAGGCUCAAGUCAACAGCCCAUGAUCCGAUCGAUAUUUCCUCGAUAUAACCCGGAUGUUCCUCUUGAGCAACAAGACUAUUAUCCAACACAAACCAGCCCCACUCAUAUCCCUCAAUCGGCUAUCAGCAGAAGUCCAUACUCAGCUGGCAGCGGAUCGGGUCGAACACCCCUCGGUAUGCCUACGGGCCCUCGCAGAACAGUGACCGAGAUCCCAACGCCGCCAACGACAUGCUCCACAGAAGAGCUGAAGCAGCUGUGGAAGGUGACAAACGGCUGGAGGGUAUCAGCGAGCGAGGGCCGCUCAUUCUGUCUGAAAAUGACGAGUGCAGUCGAAGAACCCGUCCACACCCUCUCCUCCGCUACCCACCCCUUCUACACUCUCCGCCUCGACCCAACAUCCACCUCUGCCCUGAUAGCAAUGACGCGACAUGACCCAAACAAAGCCCUCGCCAAGAGCUCAUCCCCCCUCAUAGGCGGAUCAAAGAACAAAGAUAAAGACCCCGCCGGCGUGGAAGUCCUCACCACCGCCCUCGAAGACCCGCAACGCCGCCUUCCCCCUAGCGAUGGCCUCGUCGCCCUUCUCUACCCCCGCGCCGCAGCCGCUAUGGCCCUUGACAUGGUCGCUAAGAACAAUAACCCUAGCGAGGACACCGCCCGCGCAGCUGCGGAAUUCGAAUGCGGUCGCCUUGUCUGGGAUAAUGACACCGAGAAGUACUACCUUGUACACCCGUCCAUGUCGACGCCGUUCUGCGUCACCAUCGCCUCAUCGCCCGCUUGGUCGCGUGUCGAGUACACGCUCGAGCACCCGGAGCUACCGCAUAACAUGGUGAAGCUGACGCGCGAUGGGUCAGGGGGUGGGUACCUCGAGGUCGAUACUGGAGUCGCUGCGCGGAUUGAUAGUUUCUUCCUCGUUGAUGUUGCGAUCUGCGCAGUCAUGAUUGUGGCUCUAGCGGAGGAGAAGACGCACAAUAUCGAGCGCUUUGAGGCGCCACCAACAACGGCGCCGCCGGCAGCUAAGACGAAGAAGCCGAAGAUUGAGGAGAUGGAGAUGGAUCUCGAGAGCCAGCAGAGCCUAUCGGAUAAGGAGAAGGCUAAUCUGCCAAAGCCGACGAAGGGGGUGCUGAAGGUGCUGUUUUGGGCGCUGAAGUUUGUGGUGUGGAUCUUGACAUUUACGGUGAAGACGUUGGCGAGUGUGAUUAUUUCUAUCAGCGGAUGUCUGACGAAGAAGGGGCUGAAUUAGCUUGGCUGAUUUGAGCAGCUGGAUGACUGCACGUUAAUUUCAUUGUUUCUUUAGUACAUAGAGCGUGAUGUAAGGCGUCAUGGGCACGGAAGGGGGUCACGGAGUUUUGGAGUUUUUAGACUCUCAUAGUCUUGUCAUGAAAGUAGUCCAUAGCUCAACUACCUAGGAAAUCGUAUCAAUAUUUUCAUCUUCCC
Messenger RNA from Pseudogymnoascus verrucosus, 1952 nucleotides. RefSeq lists its product as uncharacterized. The coding region runs from base 166 to 1758 and encodes 530 amino acids. The record is from RefSeq and is a predicted model, not a curated record. The transcript has a single exon. NCBI's taxonomy places the organism in Eukaryota, Fungi, Ascomycota, Leotiomycetes, Thelebolales, Thelebolaceae.